AUGCGCAAGACUUCUACGCCUAGAGGCACCGCUAUUAUGACCGAACUCCAAGCACCGUUGGUGUACCUGGCUCGCGAUGAGGUGUACCUCACUGAGAAGCCGUAUUCUGUUGAGUUCGAAAUAGAUGAAGACGAGGCGGACGGUCGACUACAGACGAACUACAAACUAGAGACUGAGACUGUCAGAGUGCACGCCAUGCAUGACAGUACGCAGUUCAACCUUGACACCAAUGGAUUCUGCGUAAUCAAUGCAAAGACAACGCUGCCUGUAAAGGCUGCCCUCGAGGAUCCAGACGCAGUCAAGAUGGCUCACAUUGAAGAGAUUUCGACUCUACUUUACCGCAAGUUUCCAGAGUAUCGUAGGCUCGAACACAUCGAUUUUGUGAUCAGAAAACGACACGAGCAAUUUCCAUCGGACAGAUUCGCAAAGAUAGAGCACCAACAACCAGCUAUGCUUGCGCAUAGUGACUACUCACUAGGAGGUACUGCCAUGCAACUUGAAGCCACAUUUCCUGGACAAGAACAAUACUUUAGUUCUAGAGAGUAUGAUCUGAUCAAUAUAUGGCGACCUCUGGUAGGCCCGAACGACGACUGGCCAUUGGCACUUUGCGAUUACACCUCAAUCGACCUCGAGAGAGACAUCGUCAAUGGCGAUUUGAUCUAUGUCGAGAGAAUAGGCGAGAACCAAAUUUUGCACCACAAUAAGCGGCACCGAUGGUAUUAUAUCAAGGGACAGCAGCCUGACGAUAUCAUGGUCUUUCGAAACGAAGAUUCUACGGGGAAGAGAGCAAAGGCCUUUCAUUGUGCUUUCAACAAUCCAGAGUCCAAUGGUACGCCGCGACAAAGCUGUGAGAUCCGCUUCGUAGCAUUCCGCUGA
Molecule: messenger RNA, 876 nt
Organism: Ramularia collo-cygni
Lineage: Eukaryota; Fungi; Ascomycota; Dothideomycetes; Mycosphaerellales; Mycosphaerellaceae
Exons: 4
Coding region: 1-876 (291 amino acids)
Molecular function (GO): oxidoreductase activity
Source: RefSeq, a predicted model, not a curated record